UAGCAAAAAAAUGAAUAUUUUCAUAGCCAUCUUCUCCUCCCUUCUCUUCUUCUUGUCAUUCUCAUACCUUGCAAGCAGCAGCAGCAGCAGCUCCUCAGAAAAUUGCUUGCAGGAGGAUGUUUGCUUCAAGGGCGAGCCAAACAUUAAAUUCCCGUUCGGGAUAACAAAAAGCCAGCCACAGUCAUGUACUUAUCCGGGGUUUGAACUAUCCUGUGACAUCACCAACCAAACAAUCCUCAACUUCCCAUAUUCCGGAGAUUUCACUAUCCAAGGCAUAGACUAUGCGGAACAACAAAUAUGGAUCAACGAUCCAAACAACUGCCUCCCACAGCGAAUUCUGACGCUCAACCUCUCGGCCUCUCCAUUUCACGGCUUGACAAACGAAACCUUCACGUUCUUCAAUUGCUCGCUGGAUUAUUUGAAGUACAAACUCAACCCAAUUGCUUGCCUGAGCGGUUCUACGUACACGGUUUUUGCUACCACUUCUACCAAGGUGAUUGAUUAUUUGUCGUCUUCGCCCACAUGCAAUCGAACUGGUACCUUUGUUGUUCCGGUUGAUGUUCCGUUGUACGACGAGGUUAUGUCGUCGGACCUGACUGACCAUCUCCGGCUGACGUGGGACAUGCCCGGGUGCGGCAGGUGCGCGGCGCGUGAUGGCCAGUGUGGGUUCAAGACCAAUUCAAGUCACCAAGUUGUUUGCUCAAACCUUCCUCAACGAGGAAUUCCAAGGAGCGCCCGGUAUGCCAUUACUGUGGGUGUUGGAGUGCCAGCAAUCUUGUGCAUUUUGGGGCUUUUAUGUUGUGUAUGUAGCAAGAUCAAGUCUUUCACAAGGGGACGCAGAACUCUGCCGGAAUUUAAUUCCAUAGUGGCUCCACAACCCACUGUCGUUAUGGGCCUCGAUAGGCCCAGGCUCGAGGCCUACCCGAAAAUCAUCCUUGGCGAAAGCCGACGACUACCAAAGCCCGACGAUAACACGUGCCCGAUAUGCUUGUCGGAGUACCGGCCCAAGGAGACAUUGAAGACCAUACCCAAAUGCCAACAUUGCUUCCAUGCUGAUUGCAUUGAUGAAUGGCUUCAAAUGAAUGCUACCUGCCCUAUUUGUAGGAAUUCUCCACCAUGACACCAACC
Messenger RNA from Prunus dulcis (almond), 1128 nucleotides. Its product is annotated as putative RING-H2 finger protein ATL21B. Lineage: Eukaryota; Viridiplantae; Streptophyta; Magnoliopsida; Rosales; Rosaceae. The coding region runs from base 11 to 1120 and encodes 369 amino acids. The transcript has 2 exons. Gene Ontology annotation, molecular function: polysaccharide binding. The record is from RefSeq and is a predicted model, not a curated record.